AUGGAUACGCAGCCAGAAACGUCAAACACCAACAUGCCUGGAAUUUGCAGUCCGUCAAAAUGCACGGGAACAACGGAGAGCCCAGUUGUCCAACCAACAGUCAUCGCCGUCAAAAUUGACUCAUCUACGGCCGAGCUAUCUGACGAACGGACGGAUAGCGGAGACCUCCAGACGGACUCCGGCUGGGCCUGGGUGAUUUUGUUUGGAGCUUUUCUUGUUAACUUCACUGCGAUCGGUUCUGUGGCGUCUUUAGGUGUGUUUCUUACAGUUUGGAUGGAGUCUUUUGAUGCGAGCGCUGCAUCCGUGAGUCUAGUGGUUGCUCUUGGCUCACUAAUGAGGGGACUUCUUAGUCCCGUAUCAGCAGCACUCAGUGUCAAGUUUCAGCCUCGGUGGAUGAUAAUGAUGGGCGGGGUCAUUGCGGUAGGGGGAAACAUUAUGUCGUCACAAGCCACGUCUGUUGAAAUGUUAAUGGUCAGCAAUGGUUUAGUUACCGCGCUAGGCUCCAGCAUGGCGUUCGUGUCUACGUUUGCGAUGCUGACAACAUACUUCAAAAAUAAAUACACCUUCGCUGCUGGGGUUGCGUCUGCGGGUAUCAGCGCUGGUCAACUGGCGUUCCCCCCUCUGUAUACUUUCCUGAUUGAGCAUUACGGAUGGCGGGGUGCGAUGCUCAUUGUAGCGGGGGUAACAGCGAAUGUUCUAAUAGCUGGGGCGCUUAUGCGGCCAAAGACCGGUCAGAGCGGGAAAGCAAAACUUAGUGAAGAUGUCGUGAACUCUGAGAUAAUUAUUAAUGAAAAAUACUUUGGCGAUUAUGAGGAGGACAGUGAAUAUGGUUUGAACAGUAAUUCAAUCAGUGUGGGAGCCGAUGCGAACUCAAAUGAUGUGUCCAUCAGUUUGGACUAUGGAUAUGACAAUGAAGCUUAUGAUCACGAUCAUAGCGUUGAAACAACAUCUGAAAUGAACACCAAUCUUGCCUGCUCGAGUCGCUCCAGCAUGUCAGCCAAAAGCACCGAAGCCGAAAUGAUCAACACUGAAACAUCAAAAUGUCGGACACCCGAGUUUUGCGGCAAAUUGAAAUUCUUCAUAUUAGAGACAUACGGAUUGAGACGUCUGGUGCACAACAAGAUGUAUUACGUCUUAGGAAUCAUAACCUUAUUUCAGGGAUACGGCAAUUUAACCGUUGUGUAUGCAGCAGCUCGAGCCCAGCUUGUGGGAGUCGACCCUGAACUGGCUUCUCUACUACUCUCAUUGAUAGGCGCUGGGAGCAUGUUUGCUAGACUAACACACGGUAUGGUUAUUGAUAAGGGAUAUUUAUCAGCCACCGUUGCCCACGCCCUUGCCCUCAUUAUCUUCUGUGUGUCUGUUUCUAUUGUCCCGGCGUUCGUCACCUUCACUCCUCUGGCCAUCGUAGCCGGUGUGACGGGCCUUGCUCUCGGUACAGUCGGCAACCUAACCACGGUGAUCGCACGGUCUAUCGUACAGCCAACAGACACCGUGGGAGCUGUAGGGGUUGUUUUCUUCAUCUGGAGCCUCGGUGAUGUUUGCGGAUCAUUCUUUACAGGUUUGGUGUUUGACAUCACCGGGAGUUAUGACUUUGCUUACAUCAUUGGUGGCGCUGUUCUCUUGACUGCAUCAAUCCUGACUGUCGUGUUGCAUCUACUCCUCAGGACCGCACAGAAACGUACAUCGGAGGCACUCUGUGUUGACGAAAAGGACCAGCCAAUACAACCAGAGAGAACAAUAAUAGAUUAACAUUGGAGACUAGA
This is a messenger RNA of Asterias rubens (European starfish), 1763 nucleotides long. RefSeq names its product monocarboxylate transporter 9-like. Bases 1 to 1749 code for a protein of 582 amino acids. Gene Ontology annotation, biological process: transmembrane transport; monocarboxylic acid transport. The transcript has 4 exons. Gene Ontology annotation, molecular function: monocarboxylic acid transmembrane transporter activity. The record is from RefSeq and is a predicted model, not a curated record. Lineage: Eukaryota; Metazoa; Echinodermata; Asteroidea; Forcipulatida; Asteriidae.